Messenger RNA from Fomitopsis serialis, 2056 nucleotides. Its product is annotated as amidase signature enzyme. Bases 309 to 1979 code for a protein of 556 amino acids. Lineage: Eukaryota; Fungi; Basidiomycota; Agaricomycetes; Polyporales; Fomitopsidaceae. The transcript is spliced from 9 exons. The record is from RefSeq and is a predicted model, not a curated record.
CCCACCUCUGUUUCGCUCGAGCUUCGAGGUCCCUUCAGACUCUGCAUACUCACUUGCGGAAAACUCGUUUGUUAGGAACUGAUGGUCUAGUUCAUGGUACACCUUAUCGACUGCCGUAAACCGCUAUUAUCUUCAGAAGCCUUCGAAGCUCCGUUUGGUCUACUCCCAUGAUCUCGUGCUAGGCCCAGCUCAGUGCUGAUAUAGCACCGAACUCUCGUGGGAGUGCUUAAGUACCGUGUCAUCAUACCAGCCAUGUCCAACAGGCUGCGCUCACUCUUCACGCGAGUGUCAGCAGCUGGGUCGCGGCGAUGUUCUCGUUUCUGGCCCACCGGAAAGCCUGCGCUUCGAAGCAACAGGAGCGCAGGGAUCGCAUCGAGGGCCUCCCGCCAGUCUACCAUGCCCCGCUGAGCUCAGCAGAUAAGAGCAUCCUCGCUCAGCCUGCGUCCCAAAUCGUCGCAGGCGUCCAAGGCGGGUCCCUCAGCCCGCCGGACAUCCUCGCAGCGUACGGCAAGAAAGCGCUGAAGGCCCACGCAGCGACGAACUGCCUCACGGAGAUCCUCAUCCCCACCGCGGAGGAGUGGGCGAAGAUAUGCGAUAAGCAGGGCCCGCUCGCGGGCAUGCCUGUCAGUCUGAAGGACACGUCCGCCAUCCCGGGCUACGACUCGUGCAUCGGCUACUCUGCAUGGGUGGGCAAGCCGAUGCAGAAGGAGUCUGCGCUGGUGCGGCUCCUGCGGGACGCCGGCGCGGUGCCGUUCGUGAAAACGAACGUCCCGAUCACGCUGUUAUCAUUGGAGUGCUCGAAUGAUGUUUUUGGGACGACGACUAAUGUAUGGAACAAGAAGUAUACUCCCGGAGGGUCGACCGGUGGUGAGGGCGCGCUACUCGCGUACGGGGGCUCGCGCCUUGGUAUCGGGACGGACGUCGCAGGCUCUGUACGCGCUCCGGCGCACUACUCAGGUAUAUAUACCAUAAAGGCGUCGAUGCAUCGGUUUUUGAAGACUGGUAAUCCUACGAGUAUGCCGGGUCAAGAGGGUAUUCCGGCCGUGUACUCGCCUAUGACGCGCACUCUUGAGGAUCUAGAGAUGUUUUGGCGGGCAAUCAUGAGCAUGAAGCCAUGGGAAUACGACCAUUCGGUGCUUUCGUUACCUUGGCGUGAGGUUAACCUUUCUGAGUCAAAGCCGAUCCGGUGGGGUGUACUGUGGGACGACGGUGUGAUAACGCCUUCACCCGCCUGUCGGCGCGCAUUACAGGAGGUGGUUUCCGUCCUUGAAGCCAAUGGACACGAAGUGUUCCCUAUUAAUGACUCGCCGAGUUCAUAUGAAGGCCUCAAGAUCGCCUCUCAAUUGCUCAUGUCGGACGGAGCUAAAACAUGCAUGAAACCCAUGCGCACGGGCGAGACGAAUGACCCAGGCGUGCAGGAAGCUGCGGCGAUGUUCCGCGUGCCCCACUUCCUGAGGAAGCUGUACACCUGGUACCUACGCUACAUCAAGCAGGACGAGAUCUAUGCUGGGCUCGUGGAGAGCUGGUACGAGAAGAGCGUGCCGGAGUACCUCGCCCUCGUUUCGCAACGAGAAAGCUACCGCGAGCGGUGGUUCGAGUUCGUGCAUGCGAACUCUAUUGACUUUAUCUUGACGGUGCCCAAUUCGUUGCCUGCUCCGCCGAUUGGAGGGAUGAAGGCGGGGUGGAAGGCGUGCGGGUACACGUUCCUUUGGAAUAUUCUUGACUACUCGGCUGGGGUGCUCCCUGUGACGCACGUCGACGCCGCACUCGACGCGCUCGGUGCAUUCAAACCGAAGAACGCGAUCGAAGCUGCUCAAUACCGGAUGUACGACGCGCAGCAGAUGCACGGCUUACCGGUUGGUGUGCAGAUUGUGGGGAAGCGUCUCGAAGAAGAGAAGGUGCUCGAAGGUAUGAAGGUUAUUGAGAGUUUAUUGAAGAAGGAAGGGAAAGCCUAUGUAUUAUUCGAGUCAGACGACUAGAUAGAACGCGCCUGAUGCCAUUGGAACUGCACCCUGUACUACUGCUACUGAAUCACUGACCGGGACGAGUACGCAAG